Molecule: messenger RNA, 2097 nt
Organism: Brettanomyces nanus
Lineage: Eukaryota; Fungi; Ascomycota; Pichiomycetes; Pichiales; Pichiaceae
Exons: 2
Coding region: 1-2097 (698 amino acids)
Source: RefSeq, a predicted model, not a curated record
AUGCCUGUUGACAGAAAUCGGCGACUGCCGAAUCACAUCGAUUUGUCACGCAGACGAAGAACUCGUCGGGGUUCGAAUACUAGGGAGGUUAGAGCGGUUAAUAGAGCCAAUUACGGAAUUGGUGAUUUAGCGUCCACUUCGUUCUUCAGAUAUCAUCCUGAGCACGAUAUCAAGCACGAUAUCUUUGGAAUGAUUCAGAAACACGGACUACUUUGCCUGAUGAACAAGACGCUAGCCGAUAGAAGGGUGGGAAAACCAUUCAAGUACUAUAACAAGUAUUUGGGAGUUGGAACAAAGAGAACUUAUAAUGAUAUGGACAGGGAUAUUGUUGCGAGUGACUUUAUGAACGAGCAGGACUCGUUCGAUCGUCAGAAAAUAGCAGCUUCCAGCUUCUUGAGACCUGGCGUCACAUAUGAUAUUGAAAAUUCCAGUGGAACGUCUUUCAAUUUGAAAUUCUCUGACAUAUCCUACACCAACGAGAAAGUAUGCGGAUAUUUCGAAUCCCAGAGUGUUACUAUCCCGUUUACUGGAAGUGUCGUUGAUUUCAUACAUACCGAUCUCAGAUGUAGAGAAAGCGGUAAAAUUAGCAUCGAAUCCUCGAUAUUCAGUAACCUUCUCCGCAACUUUCUAUGCUUUGAUAGAACUCUGAAAGAGUAUGUUGGUCGAAGAGGCGAUAAAACAAGUGUGUUCAAUAUGGACAAGCUUGGGUAUUUGUCACUCCAUGGGAUUUAUCACCAGUCAAACUUGAGGUAUCCACAAAGAACGAAAUUCCCCAAUUCUUCUCUUUUCCAUAGAAUCGAGAAUAUGUGUGGAAACAGUGGAUCUACCUAUAAGUUACUGGCCAAAUGGUUUGAUAUUCCUCCAUUCAACGAAUUUAUGAACACACCCUCUCCACCUACACCACCGAAUGGCAGGAGAAAAUGCGUGAACAAUCCUGAAAACCUCUUGAUUUGCAAUGACUGCAUUGACCUUAUGCUUAAGAACUUUAUCUUUUUGAAAUUAGAAAUCGAUCUCGAGGACUUGCUUAAGGAUCCCAAUGAACCUUGCAGGGAUUUACAGAUCCGCAACGAUAUGGUUUACAAGAGAAGAAGAUGGCUUAAGCCUCUGGCAUCGAGUAUGAACUUUUCUUGUAGGCAUGAUUCUAGUGAUGCUGCCAGCUCUGCAGUGAGAUUUUCUCUUGGCGAUGAAGCAGACCAAGGAUAUAGAAGUGAAGAGGAGCUUGGGGGAGAGGAGGACGAGGAUAAGGAUGAAGAUGAGGACGCGGAUGAUGAUGAAGAUGACUAUAGAGACGAUUUCCUGUCCGACAGAGAGAACGAAGAUGAUAGGGAAUACUAUGAAGAUGAAGAGGAAGAUGAGGAGGAUGAGGAAGAAGAAGAAAAUCUUGAGGCGGAAGACGAAGAUGGAAAUACUGAUGAAUUAAGAGAAAUACAAUUGUCCAGCGGACGAUCAAGGCGUAUUGAGAGCCUCCUCUUUGAACGCAACAUUGCAAGAGGGCAGCUGCAUCACCGCAAGGGACAUGUGCUGGCCCGAAAGCUUUAUAAGAAUUCUCCAUCUCAAAAAUUGAAAUUGAGGCUUCUUGUCAGUAUCAAUAGGAUUACUGGUGAUCUCUAUAUGAUACCAGGGAACUUGGAUAAGAACAACUGGAGUUCUGAAGAGAACGAUGGAGAAUUAUUCUCUGAUUAUGAAUCGUUUAAUGCGCUUUUCCAGACUUUUAUUGGACCUAAGAAGCUGCUGCCUUUGAGUCGCAUGAAGUACUGGAUGGAUCAGAAUAAACCAGAAGAGACGCAGAGGGUUCAAAAGCUUCUUUUAUUACUGGCAAUCACGACACCGUCGCUUUUCGAGUCGAUGAAUUCCACCACUGAAAUAGGAGUACACCAGCACCAACAACAGCAACAGCGCGAUCGCAUCAGUAAUAGAGAAACGGAAUUCAGGGACUCGUUGAUUGGCUACUUCAAUGAUAAUAUCAACUUCCGGUUUGAUUCUCGAAAGGUUAUGAGAAUGAAACCAAACAGGAACGUAAUGACGGGAGGAAGGACAAACACCAAUAAGGGUAGUUUGAACUGUUUAGGACGAUUCUAUUCAUUCGGCUUGGUGUAA